Molecule: messenger RNA, 5842 nt
Organism: Nycticebus coucang (slow loris)
Lineage: Eukaryota; Metazoa; Chordata; Mammalia; Primates; Lorisidae
Gene: RAB11FIP5
Product: RAB11 family interacting protein 5
Exons: 6
Coding region: 210-4196 (1328 amino acids)
Biological process (GO): regulated exocytosis
Cellular component (GO): mitochondrion; recycling endosome; secretory granule
Molecular function (GO): small GTPase binding
Source: RefSeq, a predicted model, not a curated record
CUGACGUCGCGGCGCGGCCGGCGGCCGGGGAGGCCGGGAGGCGGUGGCCGGCUCGGCCCAGCCCAGCCCGCAGCUGCUGCGGUCGGGUGUGCGGGCGGCGGCGCUCUGAUUCGGCUCCUGACAGCUCUCCCGCCCUGCCAAGUUUGUUGCUUGGUCCUGGUGUCUGUCCCGGGUUUGGACAGCCCUCUCCUGCCGCCGCUUCCCCCGCCAUGGCCCUGGUGCGGGACGCCGAGCCGGCUGCGGAGCCCUCCCGCUGGCUACCCACGCAUGUCCAGGUGACUGUGCUGCGGGCCCGCGGGCUGCGGGGCAGGAGCUCGGGCGCAGGCAGCACCAGCGACGCGUAUACCGUGAUUCAGGUGGGCCGCGAGAAGUACAGCACGUCGGUGGUGGAGAAGACACCGGGUUGCCCAGAGUGGCGCGAGGAGUGCUCCUUCGAGCUGCCACCCGGCGCCCUGGACGGCCUGCUGCGGGCGCAGGAGGCCGAUGCGGGUCCAGCGCCCUGGGCCGCGGGCUCUGCCGCCGCCUGCGAGCUGGUGCUCACCACCAUGCACCGCUCGCUCAUCGGCGUGGACAAAUUCCUGGGUCAGGCCACCGUGGCGCUGGACGAGGUCUUCCGCGCAGGCCGCGCCCAGCACACCCAGUGGUAUAAGCUGCACUCCAAGGCAGGCAAGAAGGAGAAGGAACGCGGAGAGAUCCAAGUGGCCAUCCAGUUCACCCGCAACAACUUGAGCGCCAGCAUGUUUGACCUGUCCAUGAAGGACAAGCCACGGUCCCCCUUCAGCAAGAUCAAGGACAAGAUGAAAGGCAAGAAGAAGUUUGAUUUGGAAUCCGCCUCUGCCAUCCUCCCGAGCAGUGCCCUAGAGGAUCCCGAGCUGGGCGGCUUGAGCAAGAUGGGCAAAGCCAAAGGCUUCUUCCUCCGAAACAAGCUACGCAAGUCAUCCCUGACGCAGUCCAACACCUCGCUGGGCUCGGACAGCACUCUGUCCUCGACCAGUGGGAGCCUGGCCUACCAGGGGCCUGGUGCAGAGCUCCUCACCCGCUCGCCAAGCCGCAGCAGCUGGCUGUCCACCGAAGGGGGCAGGGACUCUGUGCAGUCCCCCAAGUUGCUUACCCACAAGAGGACCUAUAGUGACGAGGCCAGCCAGGUGCGAGCGGCUCCUCCCCGGGCCCUCCUCGACCUUCAGGGCCACCUCGAUGCUGCCUCCCGCUCUUCCCUCUGUGUCAAUGGGAGCCACAUUUACAAUGAGGAGCCCCAGUGCCCCGUGCGGCACCGCAGCUCCAUCUCGGGUCCGUUCCCACCCUCUAGCUCCCUACACAGCGUCUCUUCCCGGCCCUCCGAGGAGGUUCCUCGCUCCACAGAUGACUCCUGGGGCAGAGGCAGCCACAGCAACAGCAGCUUCGAAGUGGGGCUUGGACAGGAGGAGGUGGGCGCUCAGGCCAAAGUGCUGGCCGUUGGCGCCAGCCAUCCUGGAGAGGUGGAGGGGGCCCAGCUUCUGGAGGGCAAGCCAGUCCAGGUCGCUACACCCAUGGUAACCUCCUCUGAGGCUGCGGCAGAGAAGGAGGGAGCCCGGAAGCCCCGGAUGGGCCUCUUCCACCAGGGGCUGAGUCGGAGUGAGUUGGGACGCCGAAGCUCUCUUGGGGAAAAGGGAGGCCCCGCCCUGGGGGUCUCCUCCCACCACUCAACCAGUGGGGAGGAAAAGGCCAAGAGUAGCUGGUUUGGCUUGAGAGAAGCCAAGGAGCCAACCCACAAACCCAGCCUGGACGUGUCUCCUCAGGUAGAAUCUGACCCAGCUGCUCUUCCUCACCACCUCCCCUGCUCCCCAUGGGCUCUGGCCCCCCCCACUCCUGCUCCCACAGCUGCUCCCAUGCUAAGCACUAACCUUUUUGCAGCUGCCUCCCCCGCUGCUGCCACUGCUGCCGCCAGCACCACCGCCCCUGAAGCCACCCCAUCUGGAUUCUCGGGUCUCACCAACCCGUUCCUCACCUCCCUGCAGAGCAACCCCUUCUUCGAGGAGCUCGUAGGCGACAAAGCACUAAACUCUCCUUCACCUGCUCCCUCUCUCCCCAGUGCCUCCAGGGCCAGCCCCACCCCCCUGGCCUCCCCUGGGGAAGCCCUGCCUGAGUGGGACAACACCUUCAACAUCUUUGCUGCCAGCAGGCUGCGUCCAGAGGGCAGGAGCGAGAUCCUGAUCCCUGCCGGAGUGGGGCUGGAGGCAUCUGGGCUGCAAGACCCAGGCCUCAGGGCUAUGACAGUGAAAGCAACUGAGCCCCAGGGAGGCCCUGGGGAAGGAAGAGGAAGAAGUGGGAGCAGCAUGUGGCUGGAGCCCAGGGUUCCUCUGGAUUUGGGACUGGACCACCAGAGCACGAGCACGUCUGAACUGGGACCCCUCGGCUUGAUAGAGGCCAGCCUCCCAUCCACAUCAGCCCAGCUGCGCCUAAGAGCCUCAGCCUCAGAACCAGAUAGGGAGCUGCCAGCUGAAGAAGGGGAAGCAGGCCAGAAUCUAGAAGACGAUGGGACAUCUCUGUUUAGCUCCCCAGAAGUGAUCAGUAUGUGGGAGAGGCUGCCUGAACCAGACAGCACGCCUGAAGGCCAAGAUGAGGAGGCCUCCCGAGGUGAAAGCCAGCUUUUCCACGAGCUAAACACCGUUGAUGAUUCCUGGCCUUGGGAUGUAGUCACCAUUUCUCCAGCAGCUGAGACAACCUCACCAGUCCUCCAGGAAGAAUCUGAUGAGCUGCCUCCUCCCCAGGUGCAGCCAGAAUCACCAGAAACUGAGAGCCCCAGGGGCAGCAAGGGGCCUCCUCUGCUGGAGCCAGAGCCAGAGCCAGAGCCAGAGCCAGAGCCAGAGCCAGAGCCAGAGCCAGAGCCUAAGCCUGAGUGGGUGUCUGACCAGGGGCUGCAGCCCAGCACACCACCUCCCAAGCCACCACGCCUCUUCACACCCUCAAAUUCCCAGGAAGAGGAGGCAGAGAAGGAAGAGAAGUCUGCAGGAGGGCUGAGUAACGGCAGAGCAGGGUUAGGAGAGGAAGAUGCCUCUCCAAGUGUACUGGUUUUUGGUCCCCAGGAGGUCAAGGAGGAGGGAGAGAAGCCAGAGUCGGAGGAGUCUGAUAGCCGUUCUUCCGCGACCCUGCUGGGUGAGCCAGGCAUGGAAGACCUAGCGGAGGAUGCCAGCUUCCCUGUGCUGGGGCCCUGCCAGUCUGGGUCCACCAGCUACCCUGAGAGUUCUGCCCCCAUACCCUGUUACUCAGAGCACUUAGCUCCUCAGAAUCAGCAGAUCUGGGGGGCUCCAGAGAAAGAAGGCGGCCCUGAUGCUCAUGAGGCCCAGAGCCAGGGACCAGUAGGAGAGGGGCUUGGGCCUCUGUCAGCCACCUGCCAGCAGGCUGAUGUGUGGGCCUCCAGGGAGGAUGCCUUGACCCCCUUCUUGUCUCAGGAGAGCCGAGAUCCCCCCAGUCUCCCAUCCACAUCCCCACCAGGGUCCAGAGAAUCUUCUGUUCACUUGGGGGCAGAAGAGCUGCCCACUCCUCCAGAGCCUGCCUUUCCACCACCCCCUCUCCCUCUGUGGGCCAGCCACCACAGUGGGCCUAGCCCUCUGUGCUCCCCCCUACCUGAAGUCUGGCCCCUGGCCUCUUCCUCUCCACCUCUGGCGAAACCAGCCUCAUCCCCUGGCCCCUUUGAGCCCUCCCCACCUGGGGGCUCCCCUGCCCCACUCAGGGAGGACCACGCUGCAGCCACCCCAGCCUCCCCGCUUGUGCUUCUGCCCUUGGAGACACGACCAGUUGAGGAGCCACAACCCAGUGCCAGCCCCCACCCCGUGAAACCACUCAGUGCUGCCCCUGUGGAGGGCAGCCCUGACAGGAAGCAGUCCCGCUCCAGUCUGAGCACAGCUCUGAGCAGUGGGCUAGAGAAGCUCAAAACUGUCACAUCUGGCAGCAUUCAGCCUGUGGCCCUGGCCCUGGCCCCCCAGGUUGGCCAGACGGACACCAAGAGGCUAAAGGAUGCAGCUGUGCUGGACCAGUCGGCUAAGUACUACCACCUGACCCAUGACGAGCUCAUUAGCCUGCUCCUGCAGCGGGAGCGGGAGCUGAGCCAGCGGGACGAGCACGUGCAGGAGCUGGAGAGCUAUAUCGACCGGCUGCUGGUGCGGAUCAUGGAGACCUCACCCACACUGCUACAGAUCACCCCCGGCUCCCCCAAAUAGCGCUCCUCACCCCCAUCCCUGGGAGGGUUGGCAUGAACCUGCUGCCCACCCACCCUCCCUCCCACUGAACUCACUCUCAUGUGGGCAGGGAGAAAUCUGCCCUCAUUGUCACUCCCUGCUCCUCUCCCUCUUGCCUCUAUUGGGGCUGUCGGAAGGGGGCCCUUUGGAGGUAUCAGGUUCCAUGUCAACUUAUAUCUUUCAGAGCCCUGGGUCUUUCCCACUUGCCUGUUUUCAUACCCCUUAGCUUGGGGAGAUCCAGGGAAAUGAAACAAGGAACUUAGCUUUAACCUCAAGAUGGAGCAGGGGCAAGCUGCAGUUUGAUGUGGCAUCUGGGACAAGACUGGUUGCUAGCACAUACUUUACAAUCCCCCAAGGAUAGUCAGCCAUUUCUUCCCACAGUCCAACCCUCAUCCUGUUCAUUUCCUGCCAGCCCCUAUAGGGUCGUCUAGUAUUACUGGACAGGGACCAAGCUGCCUGUUUGUGUGUAUGAGUUAUGGGCAGCCCCGGCUCCAGCCUCACGCUCAUUCCCCUGAGAGCCAGGAGCCUGUGUGAUCUGGUCUCAGCCAUGACCUGAAUCUGUUUCUGCCUCAAGUUGUUUUGUGGGGCAGGUGUUGUGUGGACAGGGGUUGAUGUGUGUCUCCAGGCUGUUCCCUGCCCACCCCCCCACACCUUGACCCUGGAGUGUCAUGUGGGAAUGUGUAGAAGGGAGCGGCACUGGGGGCGGGGGGGAGCUCCUCUGUGCUUUUCACUUCUGAUGCACAGGCCCCUCCAGGUCAGGGUUUUCAGCUGCUUAUAUGUUUGGGAUCAAGCUUCCUUGUCUGUUCUUGUUGCCUGUCCAGAUGCCAAAACUCUGUGGUGCCACAGGGUUUGAACUUUCAGAAACCAAUUAAAAUGUGCCUUUUGUGGGAGGGGUCAAAAGCCUCUGGUUGUUGACCUCUCUCCUGUGUGGCGUACCCCUCCCAGCUGUUGAGCAUGUAGGGAUUGCUCUGUUAGGGCCUUGGGAAUGGGGCUGGAGGGUGAGGACAGCCCUGUGCGAGCUCUUCCUCUCCACUAGAGUUGAUCUCAGUUAAGGAUCUGGCAAACUGCUGCUGCUCCUUCAGCCUUCCUGGCAUCUUUCCUUCACCCUUGACCCCAAUAGGAGAAUCCUAGAAUAAAACCUACUGGCGGGCAGGUGGGCAGGGAGGCCUGGAGCUGCCCUGCUCAUGCUCAUUCCAUCUAGCCUCAGACUCAGCUGUGCUAGACCAUUCAGCUGGUCUGGAAGUGAAAGGUCCUAUUAUGCCUUUAGAAGACACCUGUACUUAGGAAAAAGCCGUUGUUGCUCUCCUUUCCAUUCACUAAGCUGCUGUCCCUUCUGCCCCAUGGCCUUGCCUAGCUUGGCUGCAGUGCACUUUGAAAUGAAGUGUCUGUCUUUUGGCACAGUUCCUGGUUUGCUUUAGAAAACACAGCAGGCUUCCCCAAGGCAUCUGCAGGGAACCUUUUGCAGUGUAGAUUAGCAAAAGUUGGGUGAGGAGGUGCUGAAGGAAAAUACUUUUGGCCCAGUGAAGAGGCAAGAGCUCCUCUGGGACCAACUCUUCCUCAUGGAAGUGGGCCUGUGGGCUCAGUUGGAAGGCCUCAGGAGGAAAUGUGCUCUGUGGGGGACAUCUAUC